UACAUCUUAUAUAUUUGAAAUGUGCCCUGAAGGGGUUGGGGAUUUAGCUCAGUGGUAGAGCGCUUGCUUAGCAAGCUCCAGGCCCUGGGUUCAGUCCUCAGCUCCGGGGGGGGGGGGGGGGGGGAUAUGUACCCUGAAGACUCACGUGUAAAAGGCUUGGUUCCAGGGGAUAGCCCUUUGAAUUCUGAAGGUUAGCAGACAUCGUGGGUCUAGAGACAUGGCUCACUGGUUAAGAGUACUUGAUGUGUUGGCUGAGGACUCAGGUUCAUGUCCUACCUUCCACACCCUGAUUUGUCAUCUGCAGCUCCAGUUUCGGGGCCUUCCAGAGGCUCAUUUGGACUCCACUGUACCAGGCAUGAAGCACGUGGUGCCCAGCCACACGUUCAAGCAAAACCCAUAUUCAUGAGAUAAAAAUAAAGUCUCUAUGGUACAUCCCUCCCAAGCAGUUGGCCGAAAAUAGACACGAGUUUAUAUGUUGUGUAUCUAUUCGUGUGUAUGAAGGCAAGCUUACAUUUCGAAACAGCCCAACAGUUGUGCGGUUGUGAGAAAACAGUCUAAUCUCUCUUCGCCACUUUAGGUCGUAAUGAACUUGCACACACAGGCUACAAGAAUGCCUGAUGGAUGCACAGACAGCAAGCACUCCAGUGUCCGCAGUUAUCAGCGAGUGAAAUAAUUAGAGUGGAUAGUAAAAUAUCCGGUUUUUGGAUCUUUUUUUUGCUGCUGCCGAAGGCACCAUUUUCCAGGAAAGACACCCUCGUUCUUGUCAAAUAAAUGCAAUUAUGGCUUAUCCCUCUGGAUGUUAAUGAUAUCUUGAAGGGCACGGAGGUACGCAGUUCAUGAUUGUUGCUUAACUAGUGGGAACUUUUAAAGUUCUUCAUGGGAAAAAAGUUCAGUCAAACCAAAGAAUUUUGUAAGGCAGGCCCAUUAGAGUAUUCUAGAACGUUUAGUUCACCUUCAACAGGUUAGGAACUUGUUGACUCGGUUCAAAAGCAAAGCGAAUACCUCUAAUUAGUGCGCCAUUUCCCUCAGAAGCCUAUGGCUGAACGCUUGUUAAAAGGGGGAUUUAGAAGACCCUCUGGGGAAAUCUAUUGAUUACUUGAAGAGUUAACCAGCAUUUCAGACGUCUCUUUGCAUGACUCCAAUUUGGACCAUCAAGGCAUGUUCCUCAGUGCAGAAACUGCCCUCGCAGAGCCCUCAGAACCCAAAUCUAGGGCUUCUUUCUGGGUGUCUUGACUGAGAGUUUCUACACCUGAUGCUGUUUAACCUCAGAAAACCUGUCUGUGCCAGUACGCCAAGGUAGGCCUGGUAUAUAUGUUGCUGAUUCUUUCAACAGUAGGAAAAGAAACGGGAUUUUGGCAAACUAGCGAUUGCAGACACCAGAGAUGGGCCUAUUCCACCUUAAAGGGCCUAGGCAUUCCUGGUACUUGGGUCUUGCAGAGUUUGGUUGCCACCAUAUUUGGAGCGUGCCUACUUUGGGGCGGGAACCUCCUCGGGAGUGGUUAGGUCACCGCUGGGGGAGGUGACCUUGUUUGGUUUUGGCACGGGAGAGCAGCGGUGCGCUGUUUCUGCCGCGCCCCCCGUGGGUCUGAUUGGCACGGGAGCUCCGGCUGCCCCAGCGCACGGGCGCGCCUCGCUGGCCUCCCACGGCGGCCGGCGGCCAGGCAGAGGCGGGAAAGCCGCGCGCCUGCGCCGUGGGAACCGAGGCCGGAGGCGAGAAGCGGGGAGCGGAGGGGGCCGUUGGAGCCGAGUAGCGUACAGAGCGGCGUGUGACGCGGGGACGCCGCGCGCUCCCAACGUCGCCCCGGUUUGACGCACACGGCACCAAACUGUGAGUUUCGGGGGUCUUAUUUUGGUUGGAUUAGCCCGGGCCCCGGCUGCAUUUCGGACGUCCGGGCUGAGGCGGUGGCGGGACUGAGGGUGGCGGAAGAAGUUGUGGGGGAACCCGGCCCGCGGCGCUCGGGCCCGGGGAGCUACGCCCUAGGCUGGCUCCCAACCCUCCGAAAGGACGCGUUUUGCCGCACAGGCUAAGAUGGCGGCGGUUGCCGAGGAGGCGGAGUUGCUGCUGCAGAAGAAGCCCGGGUCGCGGGGUCCGGGAGGCGGCGGUCGCGGGGGGCCGCGGAACCUUAGGUGAGCGGCGGCGGCCGCCGCGGGGCGGGACUCGGUGGCGGGCGGGGGGGCCUUUCCGCUCCGGCGGCGGAGGAUCCGGUGGCGGACACAAAGGGGCCGAGCCGGGCUCUGGACUUGGGGGGUUUUGUUUAGUCACAUGUAGCGGAGCAGCCAGUGAGCGGUAGGGGGAAGGGAGCCGCGAUCUGGAGGUCCUGGGGAGCCUUGCGGUCGCCAUUGUAACGCUCCGAGUAACGGGGCGGCCCGACAGCAGUCAGCCGGCGCCCGGUGUGCGGCUGCUCCGUCCUGGCCUGCAGCCCCGACUCUGGGGCUAACUGUCCACACCCCUCCCCUGACUUUGGGACCAGAGCACAUAGCUUUCCCCUUCUUCCCACUGGUCUGCAACAUCUUGUGCCGCUAAGUGCCUGGGAAGUAACUCCAAGAGGUACAAAAAGGAAAAAAAAAAAAAAAGGAAAAAAAAAAAGGAAAAAAAUCACGCGAAGUGUUUGGGUGGCCAAGGGGCUUGGUGGGUAUCUAGCUAAAGCUUUUUGCCUCUCCAGGUCUGAUUCCCUGGCCUUUGUGUCCCUGGGAGCUUAAUCUCUGCCAGAGGAAAGCAGGUGUGCUCCAUCCACUCCUCCCGAGAACAUGAAGAUGAGUUGCCCCAGACCCUUCCCCGUGAUUGGAAACUUAGGUGGUUUCUUGUUUCGAGACUUCCACAGACGACUCUCGUGUUGGGAUCCAUCCAUGGUUUAGCGACAUUAGUGGAAAAGUUUUCUUCAACUGUUUAAUACUGACUUAAAUGUAGUUAUAAAACUUUCAUAUUAGAUUUCAAAUAUUAUGUGAUUAAACUCAACGAGGGGAUACCCACGGCUUGUGGCCCUGAAAUGAUGAUGGUCCUGUUCUGUGCACAAGUUAAUUUCCACAGAAGUACCCCAAACACUAUCAUCUGUUGGGGCCAGCCCCAACUGAUGCCAAGUUUACUGCAUCUGGGACAUGUGCUUGGAUUUGCCUUAAUCGUGUUGUAGUUUAGUUAAUUUUGGCCCCACGAAGGAAAGUAUUUCAGAACUCAAGCAACUAUAAAGUUACCCAGAUCGAGAAAACGUGCUUCAGGGCCAUGUGCUUGAUUUAAUUUUGGAUGAGAUUAUUCUUACAUCGAGAUGUUAAUAAACCAAACUUUAGCGACAAGCCGGUGUCAGUGCUUAGCUGUAUGUAUUUGCCCGUGUGGAGCUACUUAACACUUUCCCACAGUUUUCAACUAAAUGUGUUAAAUGACCUUGCCAACAAUAUGGAUGAUUUGAAGAUAAACACUGAGGUUACUGGUGCUAAAGGAGAGCUCCAAGAUGACAAUUUCAUCUCAGAGAAAGACAGUGGUGUUCAUAAACCAAAAGAUUGCCAGACAUUUCAGAAGAACAGUGCAUUGACUCUGUCUGAAGAAUUGUCAGAGGCUCAAUCAGAACAAGCCUUAAGUGGAGUCCAGUCUGCUCUGUUUAUCCCUGCCGGCACUGCUGCUGUUCCUAGUGAAAACUUUACCGUGCCCACAGGGGCUGUUGCUAAUGGACCAGUUUCUCGCUCCUCCUCAACAAAGACUUGCAGUAUGAGUGAGGGCAGUGCUUCCCUAACCUCUGAACAGUCCACGGAGCAGCUAGCAACAGAAUCUUGCUCAACUCUGAAGUCAGUAGCUGACCGUCAGCUGUCGACACCACCAAAAGCCAGCCAGCACCAAGUUCUCUUUCUGUUAUCAGAUGCAGCGCAUACGAAGAGUCCGACCCAUUCCAUUACGAAACUGCCUACCUCUGCUUUAGUCGGUCAUGAUGGUCAGAAUCCAGUAGGGAAUAGCUUGAAGUCAGAGAGCACUUUACUAAGUCAAGCAGAGGUGGGCGGGGGUGACGCCGCGGCUGCGGUGGUCAGAGACGACCGCGUCAACGCGUUAGCAGCGAUUUCCUCAGGGACAGACAAAUUUAGGUCAGAAAAUGAUACAAACUGGGACCCCCAAAAAGAGUUCAUUCAGUUUCUUAUGACGAGCGAAGAGGCCGUGGACAAGUCCCCAGCUCAUUCUAAAGUAGUGGGUCUAGAAAAGAAGAGGAAGAGAAAGAUGGACGUGAGCAAAAUCACUCGCUACACGGAGGACUGCGGUGGUGACUUGGGCCGCGCCCCCGGGAAGUCAAAAGUGCUGCAGGCUGACUUUCUAGGGCAAAGUGAGGAGACACAGGCCAUAGACUCACAGAGCUACACAUUGCCAAACAUGAAACCUGAGUCAGCUGACGGAGACCUGGAGACUGUGGAUCCUUUUCAGCAUCUAGUUUAUAGCUCAGAUAAAUGUGGGGAGGGUAAUUCACCUGUUCACACUCGCACUUUAGUUUCAAAUAGCGUAAAGAAGAAAUGUGAAGAGAGUGAUUCGGAGUCACCUGUCACUUUCAGUACUGAAGAGCCAUCCUUCUACCCCUGUACAAAGUGCAAUGUGAACUUUAGGGAGAAAAAGCAUCUCCACAGGCAUAUGAUGUAUCAUUUAGAUGGGAAUAGUCACUUUCGCCACCUUAACGUCCCCAGGCCAUAUGCUUGUAGAGAAUGUGGACGGACCUUUCGAGAUCGUAAUUCACUGCUAAAACAUAUGAUCAUUCACCAAGAAAGACGGCAGAAGCUGAUGGAGGAGAUCCGUGAGUUGAAAGAGCUCCAAGAUGAAGGCAGAAGUGCCCGUCUGCAGUGCCCUCAGUGUGUGUUUGGUACCAAUUGUCCUAAGACGUUUGUGCAGCACGCUAAAACCCACGAGAAAGACAAACGGUACUACUGCUGUGAGGAGUGCAACUUCAUGGCCGUGACAGAGAGUGAGCUGGAAUGUCAUCGAGGCACUGCCCACGGGGCGGCCGUCAAGUGCCCUGUCGUCAGUUCAGAAGUAAGCCAGAGAAAAACACAAAAAAAGACCGUGAAAGACUCUGUUACAGGAUCGUCCAGGAAGCCAGCUCCAUACCUGUGUAAGAUGUGCCCCUUUACGACUUCAGCCAGAAGCAUUCUGAAGAAGCACAUGGAGUAUUUGCAUUCCUCGCCGUGCAUGGAUUCCUUUGGUAAUCCUCUUGGACUUGACAAAAGAAAAAGUGACAGCCUUGAGGAGUCCGUGGAUGUCGACAGCACCAAGUCAUUAGCUAAACAGCAGUCCAGUACGUUUCCAAAGAACUCUGCUUUAAAACAGGAUGCUAAGCGCACAUUCGGAUCCAGCCCACAGUCAAGUACUUUUUCAAAAUUUCACAAGCGGCCACAUCGAGUACAGAAGGCCCGGAAAAGCAUUGCCCAGUCUGGUGUAAAUGCAUGCAGUCAGAGCAGGUCUCCUCAUAAGAACGUUAUGAUUAAAAACAGCACUGACCAAAAACCAAAGUAUUUCCAUCAGGCCCCAAGAGAAAAACCCAACGCCAAGGCAGACGGCGGUUAUUUAUAUAGAUACAAGUGUGACGACUACCGGACGGUCAGAAAGUCAGGUGAUUCAUACCCACUUCCUCUCAAAAAAGAGGUUAGCACAUUAAACUCUUUACAUCUGUUUUCAUCAAGUAAUUCUCAUAAUAAUUUUAUUUCAGACCCUCAUAACCCAGAUGCCAAAAGGCCAGAAAACGAGAAAGACCACAAGCGUGUAGCUGUGAAAAGAGUACUUAAGGCUUCAAAGGAAAGCUCUGGUGGAGAGGACUUGGAUAGCUAUCCCGACUUUCUGCAUAAAAUGACUGUUGUUGUUUUGCAGAAGCUUCAUUCUGAUAAGAACGAUAGCUAUGAGACAGAAGAUGACAGUCCCUGGGAUAACGUGGAGCUAGGUGACUACAGAGCGCAGGCCAUGGAGGAAGAUGCCUACGGUGACCUUACUGAAGAGCACGUAAACUUACUGCCCCUAUUGAAAAGCAAGAUGGAAGGCCAGGGCCCUGGAGACAGUGCUGCCCUGAGUUACGAUCAGAGUGACGGCUUCUACUUUGAGUAUUACGAAGACGGUGGCACUAACAACUUCUUACAGGAUCUACAUGAUCCUCCGCAUUUGGAAAACUCAGACACGCCUUUGUCCAAGCAUAGUUCUGUUUUUCAUUGGACUGAUUUGUCUCUGGAGAAGAAGUCAUGUCCUUACUGCCCAGCAACAUUUGAAACCGGUGUUGGGCUGUCAAAUCACGUCCGCGGACAUCUUCACAGAGCAGGAUUAAGCUACGAAGCCCGUCAUGUUGUGUCACCAGAACAAAUAGCCACAAGUGACAAGAUGCAGCAUUUCAAAAGAACUGGCACAGGGACGCCCGUGAAACGAGUUAGAAAAGCUAUAGAGAAGUCUGAGACUACUUCCGAACAUACUUGUCAGCUCUGUGGUGGUUGGUUUGACACAAAGAUUGGGUUAUCAAAUCAUGUCAGAGGCCAUCUGAAAAGACUUGGGAAAACUAAGUGGGAUGCUCACAAGUCCCCCAUCUGUGUUCUGAACGAGAUGAUGCAGAACGAAGAGAAGUAUGAAAAGAUCCUGAAGGCGCUCAGCAGCCGCCGCAUUAUCCCCAGACCAUUCGUAGCUCAGAAACUCUCCUCAGAUGAUGACUUCCUUUCUCACAAUGUCUUACCUCUUGAUGAAUACCACAAUGGCCUAAAGACAGAGGCUCUCUCAGUGUCUGCAUCAGAGGAAGAAGGGCUGAAUUUCUUAAAUGAGUGUGAUGAAACAAAGCCUGACCUGCCCAGUGGGAAAAAGAACCAGUCUCUCACACUGAUAGAGCUCCUUAAAAGUAGGAGGAUAGGAGAAGAAAGGAACUCGGCUCUGUCUCCUCACAAGAUCCAUAACCAGACAGCAAGAAAGAGAUUUGUUCAGAAAUGUGUUCUUCCAUUAAACGAAGACAGUCCGUUGAUCUAUCAGCCACACAAAAUGGACUUGACUGUGCACUCAGCCAUAGAUUGUAAGCAGAAGAAAUCAAGGUCAAGAUCUGGAAGCAAGAAGAAAAUGCUAACGUUACCUCAUGGUGCUGACGAGGUUUACAUUCUCCGAUGCAGGUUUUGUGGCCUAGUCUUUCGGGGACCAUUGUCUGUUCAGGAGGACUGGAUUAAGCACUUACAGCGGCACAUUGUAAACGCUAACCUUCCACGGACUGGAGCUGGCAUGGUGGAAGUCACAUCACUACUUAAAAAGCCUGCCUCUAUCACAGAAACGUCGUUUUCCUUACUGAUGGCAGAAGCAGCAUCAUAGAACCAGGAAUCCUUUUCAGUAGCAUAUUCCAUUGGAUGUAAAUUUAAAAUUUGUCUUUUUUUUUUUUUUUUUUUUUGGUAAGCCACAUGAAAGUAUCCAUUUAUAAAUACUAAAGUAGGAAAAAUGGGGGACCCUAAAUUAGAGUGGUAUCAGAGCAAACAAUACUUAAGACAGACAGUAAGUAGUCUGUAUGUUUUAUAUAGGGUGGGAAUGUGUUUAAGGUUUACUAGGUUUUGUUGGCUGAGUUUUCUCAGCUGAAGGUCCUACAUCUGAGAGCCAUCUGUAAAGUGUUGCACAUGAAUCCUUACAGACAGACAGACUUACUGAAAGAUUAUGUUCUCUGCAGUGUUACCAGAAUCAAGGCUCUGGUUUUUCCCCACACUUACAUAGAAAAAUAAGAUAUUAUAUUUUGUUGGUAUGUAUUUAGUGUUUUGUAUAAUACCAGGAACUGCUAACUAAAUUUACUCAACUUAGGGCAUUAAAUAUCAUGUACUUCAUAGUUUGAGACUGUUCCCCCGAAUAGGGCAGAGUAUUCUAUUCUAUCUAGAUGUGUAAGUGUUUUUGUUUUUUUUUAAUCAUAAUGGAACGGUUUUUUUUUAAUAUAUAUAUAUACAUAUAUAUAUAUACUAAAAAGUCGGAGGGAGAUUUGUUUAAACGAGUAUUUCUAAGAGAAAUAUUGUACAUAGUCUUGGCGAUUACUUGUGGUAAGGAAAUGUCCUUUAAUCCAGUUGCAUUUCUCAGACAAUGAAGUGGUGCGCCCUGCUACCUCCUACUUUGUCAACAAAGAUGCUAUUAUUACCCUCUCCAUUUUGUACCAUAAUAGAUUUUAAAAAUCUAAUGUUCUUUAUUGCAAGACAUGCUUUUGUUAACUGAUUUGUUUCUUUGUAACAUUUUACGUACAGUUUGACAUGCUCACAGGACAGGGUUGUCUGUUUAUUUAACAUUGUAGAUGUGUAAUUAAUAAACAAGGCUCACUACACGAUUUAGAGUAGGCUUCCUCAUUUAUGUUCUCUUCCAAAUUCGAUCAGUUAGCAAAACUAUUAAUACACAAAAUAUUUCUACAUAUGAUGAGAAUGUUUACAAUUUCAGUUUAGAGCUUGUUUUGGAUGUGAUUAUCUAUGUAUGAAAAUUGUGUAACACUAUGCUCAUGCUAAGACCGACAUAACGGAGUUUACUGAAGUAAAUGUGCUGUGAGGAAUGCACAGUGUGGUGCAGGUGUCUUGGUCAUGGGAACCUGUGACGAUUCCCUCGAUCACUGUCCAAAGCAGCUGCUCCUUCCUCUACAACGAGCGCCGCUUACAAACAGCAGUUUGUGUGCACGCGCCGUCCAGCCAUUCCACGGAGUUGCUGAUGUGGCUGCACCAAGGCUCUGCAUUCGUACUUUUCAUCAUCUGUAAAUACAUCCGGACAGUUACAUGGAGGAGUGCUUGGUGUCGAGUAGUACAUACCUCACUGCCAGUGAGACUGCUUUCCUAUGGUAUAUCUCCUUGCCAGAAAUCACUAAAUAAAGACUUCAAGAAUUA
Molecule: messenger RNA, 8802 nt
Organism: Rattus norvegicus (Norway rat)
Lineage: Eukaryota; Metazoa; Chordata; Mammalia; Rodentia; Muridae
Source: RefSeq, a predicted model, not a curated record